Molecule: messenger RNA, 792 nt
Organism: Scedosporium apiospermum
Lineage: Eukaryota; Fungi; Ascomycota; Sordariomycetes; Microascales; Microascaceae
Exons: 3
Coding region: 1-792 (263 amino acids)
Molecular function (GO): double-stranded RNA binding
Source: RefSeq, a predicted model, not a curated record
AUGGCUUCCGAAGAUGUUGUCCGUCGUUACGACUACAAGGGGGAUGCAAAGCGUGUAUACGAUGUUAUCCUAGCUGGCGGUGUCGCCAUCUGCCCUGCAACCAUUGGCUAUGGCAUCAUCACCUCAGACCCGCGCAAGCUGGAGAAGAUAUUCCUGACCAAACAACGCAACGCCACCAAACGUCAUGCCAUGGUCGGAUCUUAUCCCGUCCACCGGGUCCUGCAGGUCGUUGACAAGCUGGGCCGGGAGAUUGUGGAUCACCUUGUCCUCGAUCUUGACCUCCCCCUGGCUGUCAUCGCGCCAUUUAACCGCGACCACCCGAUGUUCAAGAAGCUCGACGACGUCACUAUGGAUGCCGCCUCUGUCAACGGCACCAUCGCCAUCUUGAUCAAUGCUGGACCUUUUCAGGAUGAGCUCACCAAGCUGAGUUUGGCUGACAACCAGCCCAUCCUAGGCAGCUCUGCCAACAUUUCACAAACAGGCACGAAAUACAGGAGAGAAGACGUUCAGCCUGAGCUUAAUGCUAUUGCCGAUAUUUCCCUCGACUAUGGCCUUCUCAAGUACAACCGAUAUGCUAGGAGUUCAACUAUGAUUGACUUCAGUGGGCCCAAGCCGGAGAUUGUGAGAAUCGGAGCCUGCUACGAGAUCAUCAAAGAUGCCCUGUGGCGCCACUGGAAGAUCGAGACGCCCGAGGACCCAGGCCUGGAGGCGAACCCGUUCGGCCAUCUCAAGCACCAGAAGCCCCUGGCGUCUCUUGAGAAGCUCAUUGCGACUCCCAAGAUCGCCGCAUAG